AGGAAAAAAAAAAACCGUUAAACGGAAUAUUCAUAGUUUCAAAAGGCUCCAAGCAGAAAAGAAUCUACAACUAUAAUGCAGCUCGACCUAAUAUAAUGGGAACUUCGACUUCAGGCUUUGGAAACGGAUAGCUGGUUCCAGUCUUGGGAUAUAUUACUACAGCACCAUGAACUGUGGCUUGAUAUAUUACUACACAUGUCCAAGCCAAGGUAAUGGGAAAAAGUGUUCAAAGUUUGAGGUUUGGGCCUUGAACGAAAGGUUGCCUUGAUAGGCCUUAAAGAAGAAAGUCCAGAAGUUUCUACCAAGCCCAGGAAAAUACCAGAAAGCCCUACAGGCUUCGUUGACCAAACAGAAGCGAUUGCGCACGAGAGUGCUAGAAUUCUCCCUGCUCCCUAUAAAGACCCCCUCCAGGCUCGCGUUUAGAUCAUCAGGGACAAUUCUUCAAAGUUGAAGCAGCAUCAGAUUCAUCAAUCAACACUAUAUUCUCGCAUUCUUAGAAACAAUAUGUCGCUAAUUCCAAGCUUCUUUGGCAACCAACGCGGCAGUAUUGUCGAUCCUUUCUCUCUCGAUGUUUGGGAUCCAUUCAAGGACUUUUCGUCACUUUCCACUCGUUUCCCCCAAGAAACCUCUGCUUUUGUCAGCACCCGGAUAGACUGGAGGGAAACCCCGGAGGCUCACGUGUUCAAGGCUGAUCUUCCAGGGCUCAAGAAAGAGGAAGUGAAGGUGGAGAUCGAAGAUAACAGUUUGCUUCAAAUUAGCGGAGAGAGGAAUAUAGAGAAGGAAGACAAGAACGACACCUGGCAUCGUGUGGAACGUAGUAGUGGCAAAUUCUCCAGGAGGUUUAAGCUACCGGAGAACGUCAAAUUGGAGCAGAUUAAGGCUUACAUGGAGAACGGGGUUCUGACUGUUACUGUCCCUAAAGUUGAAGUUAAGAAAGCAGACGUUAAGGCCAUUGAAAUCUCUGGUUGAAACACUUAACAAUGUUGUGUUUGAGAAGAAUGCAAUGGAUUGUCUUGUCUUGUCUACAUAAUAAAUUGUGUGCCUGUAAUGAAUUUCGCUUAUAAAUAAUGAUGUAAUAUCGUUGUUGUGAAUUAAGUAGAGAAUUAUAUCAUCGGAAUUUUGUUUUACGAUUAGCCUUAAAAUAAUAAAGCAAAGUUAAUUGUGUACA
Messenger RNA from Mangifera indica (mango), 1168 nucleotides. RefSeq names its product 18.2 kDa class I heat shock protein-like. The coding region runs from base 505 to 969 and encodes 154 amino acids. Gene Ontology annotation, biological process: protein folding; response to heat; response to salt stress. The transcript has a single exon. Lineage: Eukaryota; Viridiplantae; Streptophyta; Magnoliopsida; Sapindales; Anacardiaceae. The record is from RefSeq and is a predicted model, not a curated record.